Messenger RNA from Clonostachys byssicola, 822 nucleotides. The record is from the annotation of a GenBank genome assembly. Lineage: Eukaryota; Fungi; Ascomycota; Sordariomycetes; Hypocreales; Bionectriaceae.
AUGUCUUCUAAGCCUGUUGCCAUAAUCACCGGUGGUUGCUCCGGAAUGGGAGAGGCCUUCGCCAGAGACCUUGUCGGUCAAGGAUGGCAGGUCGCUUUGUUCGACCUCAAAAACAACUUGGAUCUCGUCAAGGACCUCGGAGACUUGGCUACCUUCCACAAGUGCAAUGUUGCGAGCUAUGAGGAUCAGUCACGGGGCUUCCAAGAUGUCUGGAAAUCACACGGUAGACUGGACCUAAACUACAGUUCCCUCUAUGUGUUUGAUUACCGUAAUUCAGACACAGUACCACCGGAGCCAGAUCUAUCCUGCACUGACGUAAACGUCAAAGGCGUCUACUUCAGCUCUCAACUUGCGAUCUACUUCAUGAGAAAGAAUAAGAUUCCAGGUGGAAACAUUGUCAUCACUGCCAGCGCGUCGAGCCUCUAUCCUCACCAGAGCUACCCAGAGUAUAGCGGUAGCAAAGCUGCCGUUCACAACUUUGUCCGGGCGGCAGGAAGAGUUCUUAAACUGAAGGACAACAUUCGCAUCAAUUGUAUUCGGCCAGGCUUUGUCGCCACACCUCUCGCCCCUGCUGCCAUGAUUGCUGCUGCCCGACCAGAAAAUAUGACUCCGAUUGGCACCAUUGUGAAGGCGCUAAAUCAAUUCCUGAAUGACGAAACUCUUUAUGGUAAAGCUUUGGAAUGCUCUGCCGAGAAAAUAAUCAUCACUCCGGAACCUGAGUUCCUUAAUGGCGAGGCUUCUGAGCGGGCCAGCUUCUUGUGGGAACCUGGGUUCCAGCACCUUCAUCAUGAGCCUUCAAAUCUACCUGAGUCGACUCCCUAA